AUGAGCCACUUCGCUCGCGCAGCAGUCGCUGCCACUCUCACUGCUGCUGCCAAUGCCUCAUCUCUCGCCGAUGUUUGCACCGUCUCAAAUGUCCAAGCUGCUCUGCCCGCCAAUGGUACCCUUCUAGGCAUCGAUCUGAUCCCUUCAGCUGUCACUGCAAGUGCCGUCUACAAUGCAUCCACUAGUAUGGGAGGCAUGGGCGGCACGAGUUCUGGCAGUGGAACCACCUACAGCUAUUGCAAUGUUACCAUCACCUACACUCAUACUGGCAAGGAUGAUGAGGUCGUUGUCAAGUAUGCUUUCCCUCAGCCAUCUGACUUCAAAAAGCGUUUCUACGUGGCUGGUGGAGGUCUCGAGUAUGGCGCCGUCAGUGGCGCCACCUCCGCUGGCUACGAUGCCUUCGACUACAGCUACGACGAAGUUGUCCUCGCAGGUAACGGAUCCAUCAACUGGGACGCAACCUACAUGUUCUCGUACCAGGCUUUGGGCGAGAUGACCAAGGUCGGCAAGUACAUCACCGAAGGAUUUUACGGCAUGAACAACACCAAGGUUUACACCUACUUCGAGGGCUGCUCUGACGGUGGUCGUGAGGGUAUGAGUCAGGUCCAGCGCUUUGGAGACGAGUACGAUGGUGCUAUUACUGGCGCUCCCGCCUUCCGCUUCGCACAGCAACAAGUCCAUCACGUCUACUCUGCAGCCGUCGAACAUACCAUGGACUACUACCCUCCUCCCUGCGCACUGGCCAAGAUCGUGAAUGCGACCAUCGCUGCCUGCGACCCUCUCGAUGGACGAACCGACGGAGUCAUUUCUCGCACCGAUCUCUGCAAGCUGCACUUCAACCUGAGCUCCAUCGUUGGAGAGUCUUAUUACUGUGCUGCUGAAACUAGCUCAUCUCUAGGCUUUGGCUUCAGCAAGCGUCAGGCUGGUAGCCAGACCAGUAACACACCCGAACAGAAUGGCACUAUUACUGCUCAGGACGUUGCAGUCGCCCAAGCUGUCUACGACGGUCUCCAUAAUUCAAAGGGCGAGCGCGCAUACCUCUCUUGGCAAAUUGGUUCUGAACUAUCUGACGCUGACCCGACCUACAACACCAACACCAGCUCAUGGGAGCUCAACAUUCCUUCCACUGGCGGCGAGUACGUAACCAAGUUCGUUCAACUUCUUGACCUCGACAACCUUUCCGACCUUGAUGGUGUCACCUACGAUACUCUCGUCGAAUGGAUGACCAUCGGAAUGGUUCGCUACCUGGACAGUCUUCAAACCACUCUUCCCGACCUCACUACCUUCAAAGAAACUGGCGGCAAGCUCCUCCACUACCACGGCGAAUCCGAUCCCAGUAUUCCUUCUGCUUCUUCGGUCCACUACUGGCAAUCAGUGCGCUCCAUCAUGUACGGCCACCUCUCGCAAGAAGAUGCACAGAAAGAACUUCAAGAUUGGUACCAAUUCUACCUCGUGCCUGGUGCCGCCCACUGUGGAACCAACAGCCUCCAGCCUGGUCCAUACCCUGAGAACAACAUGAACAUUAUGAUCGACUGGGUUGAGAAUGGCAACAAGCCUUCGCGCUUGAACGCAACCGUCUCCUCCGGCGACUACGAGGGCGAAACUCAGAUGCUUUGUCAGUGGCCUACCCGCCCUGUGUGGCAUGGAAACAGCACCUUCGACUGCGUGAAUGACAAGGCAUCUAUUGACAGCUGGACUUACAAAUUCCCUGCUUUCAAGCUUCCUGUCUACUAG
This is a messenger RNA of Aureobasidium vineae, 1734 nucleotides long. The record is from the annotation of a GenBank genome assembly. NCBI's taxonomy places the organism in Eukaryota, Fungi, Ascomycota, Dothideomycetes, Dothideales, Saccotheciaceae.